Periconia digitata is the source of this 1635-nucleotide messenger RNA. Lineage: Eukaryota; Fungi; Ascomycota; Dothideomycetes; Pleosporales; Periconiaceae. The record is from the annotation of a GenBank genome assembly.
CUAUCUAGGUAUAUAUUGUGUGCCGUGGAAGCAGCCGUGUAGAUGGCAGAUGGAGUCGUCGUAUUUGCAUUCCCCAUCAUCCAUUCAUCCAUGUGAAUAUUCAACAUCGAUGCCCGUCACGGUGACAUUGGCAAUACAGCGAGCAUUGGCCCGUGAACCACGAGGAUGCGAGUCCGCACGUACUCGCUCUCACUCACUCGCUCGCUCAGCCACGAUCGCCGGACAGUCCAUUCACACGCUCAUCAAACCUGCCCUACAGCUGUGCCACGGAUCCAACGCCUUUUUCAUGCUCGCUGCUCCGAGGCCUUCGUCAUGUUCCACAUCUCUUACAACUUGCAACUUGCGACUCCAACAAGUCCUCUCGGCAUCCAUUGCCCAUCUCCCCCUUCUUCCUUUGCAGCAAUUCGCUUCAAGGGCGCCGGGAUAAAACCAUAUAGACCACAAAUUUAAAACAAAAAGUCAAUUCCAAUUCAUUGGUACACACAGCACCCUGCUGCUGAGUAUGAUCAUCUUAAUUCGCCACACCAUCAAUCUCACUCUCCCAUUCAGCCUCCUCCUCUCCCAACCCCCCAGCCAACAACACCCUUUUCCCGAAUCCGUGUCCCGGCCCCAUCAAUGGUCCACCGCAGCUACAGUAACACAGCAGUAUAAUUACGCCGCGCCUCCACUUGCUCAGCCUCCCCAUCCAACUCCAUUCCACCACCACCAACCUCCUCCUCCACCUACAACCUACCCGGAACUCCAGCAUCCCCUUUCACAAAAAGGAAAGUGCUCCAGGUCCCAAAAGUCAGCCUGAUGAGCAAAAUGACGUAUGACAGGCGGCGUCCUCUUUGAAAAUAUCCGAUCAGAAAUUUGCAACAGUCGUAAACGCUGAGUGCUCAAGCAACGCCGUCGCGUCUAGAACCGACCCUCCUCCCAAUCAUCCAAUCUCCUGCAAUCGCAUUGGAACAGAGAUAUCAUUUCAUUCAUGCGUUGCGAAUCUCCGUAUCGCCUGUUUCAUCCCGUUCUCUUGUACUCCACUCCCCGCUAGCCCACCACCACCACCCCCUGGCCCCCAUGGACUAUAGUAUAGCGUAGCGUAGCGUGGUCCCAUUCUUACGCUAGACAUUGCGUGCAGAUUUCGCGAUUGGUUGGCGCAUUUUCGCCUAACUCCAAAAAGUACUACUGUACGUACGUUGCUUAGUCCGUUGAAUAAUGGUCAUGAACCUCAUCUUAAACACACACACGAGAUGGUUGAGAAAGCCCGGAUACCGUAGAUUGCGCUUCCAUCUAGCCAAAAUCUCCAUGUUUUGCGUAAUACUCUGGAAAUCAACAUGUACAUCAAAGCCUCACGGAGUCUUCCUAUCCUCGACUCCUACUCUUUCCCUAAAAUGAAACCUGAAACGCAAUCGUUAUAUUGCUUGAUCCCAUUCACGAUCUUCCUUGCUCUCUCUCUUCUAAACCCAAACGUACCACGCCCCCGACAAGAGAAAUCUCACAUGCAAGCACGCAAUAGUACAUGUAUAACUGCGGCGUCCCCCGCCGAGUCUAGCCCGCGCUCAUCACCUAGCUCUCUCACACACAGACAAUUGACCCGUUCACGUCCACCCCGUGCCGCAAUUCCCCACAGUUCCUUUGCGCGCCGUAACCUUGCAC